This is a messenger RNA of Pollicipes pollicipes, 747 nucleotides long. RefSeq lists its product as uncharacterized. The transcript is spliced from 3 exons. NCBI's taxonomy places the organism in Eukaryota, Metazoa, Arthropoda, Thecostraca, Pollicipedomorpha, Pollicipedidae. The coding region runs from base 95 to 424 and encodes 109 amino acids. The record is from RefSeq and is a predicted model, not a curated record.
GCGCGGGCGCGGGCGCGGCCGCGGACGCGGCAGGAGGUACCGCGGCCGACGGGACCUCACUCUGGAGGAGCUGGAAGACGAGGAGGAGUCCAACAUGUGGGAGAUGGUUAGCACCAACGACCAGGCCGGCUGCGCGCGCAAGCUCAUCUGUCUCCUGGAGGCGGCCGAGGGCAAGUUGGAUGAAGAUGAGAAGGAUGUUCUCUCCUUCCUCGGAGACCUGAAGGAUAUCACCAAGCCGCAACAGGCGUCCAAGCUGCCGUACGAGACGGCCGGCUGGUUGGGCAGGCUGCGCGGGGCCAAGUCCUGCAACCUCGCCUACGGUAGCAGCUGCCCCUACACGCGGGAGAACAUGAUGGCGCUAAUCAGGACCAUCUGGAACGGCGCGCAGGUGCAGGAGCUCCUGCAGGAGCAGAAGCAGGCCUGAGCCGCCCGGCGCGUCUUUAGAGUACAGCGGCGCAUCAUGGGCGUCGCUGUGUUUUGUUUCUUUCGAGCCGGAAUGGAAAGCUUGUAAUGUGUUUACAAACCACGUGUGAUCCAUAAUGUGUUAAAAGAUUUCGAAGUAUUCGAAGGCGUGCAAAUACGUUGCGGUGGGCAAGUCAGCGUUUUAUCGAAAUGAGGGCCGACCAAGACCGUGUUGCCAAACGGUUGCAGGUUCACCAACUGGCCGUAAGUGUCCAUCCGCUCCACAGCAAUGUGCUUCUCAUCGACGUCCGAUAGUCUCAACGAAUACAUGUGAUUAACAGAAAA